Messenger RNA from Strongylocentrotus purpuratus (purple sea urchin), 9666 nucleotides. It is a transcript of the gene myo1b, whose product is annotated as unconventional myosin-Ia. NCBI's taxonomy places the organism in Eukaryota, Metazoa, Echinodermata, Echinoidea, Camarodonta, Strongylocentrotidae. The transcript has 26 exons. Gene Ontology annotation, molecular function: microfilament motor activity; actin filament binding; ATP binding. Gene Ontology annotation, cellular component: vesicle; myosin complex; cytoplasm. The record is from RefSeq and is a predicted model, not a curated record. The coding region runs from base 312 to 3599 and encodes 1095 amino acids. Gene Ontology annotation, biological process: vesicle transport along actin filament; actin filament organization.
GUUUAUAAGUGGCGGGUGUCUCAGCAAGGGGCUGUAUGUUGCCCUAUUCAGUCUGUGGAUUACAAGGGAAGCUUAUCCCUGUUCAAGCGACAGUUAUAAGUAGAUUAUUAUUGAUGACAUUGACUUUUCUUGGACGAUCUACUUUUUAUGGAAUCUUUGGAGUGGAAGUCUUGACUCUAAUUGACAGCGAACAUAACAAUAAUAAUACUGGACAGAACCAACUAGGAAAAACCUAGUGGCAGAAGCUACAACGAACAACCCCCUGAGGAUUCCUGGUAUACAGUUCUUGUGGGAGAAACACACACACCAGGAUGGCACUUGUCAAUGGCACUGUCAACGGCAAGGUGAACGGGGUGAAUGGGAUGAACGGUCUUGGAGGACAGACCAGGACUAUUCUGGAUGACAUGGUCGGACUUGGAGACUGCGUCUUGCUGGAGCCCCUGACAGAAGAGAACUUCAUCGAGAACCUCAUGUUGAGGUUCAAAGCUAAUGAAGUCUAUACAUACAUUGGCAACGUGGUGGUCUCAGUUAAUCCCUACACCAAGCUACCACUCUAUACAAUGGAGAAGAUUAUGGAAUACAGAGGCAUGAAUCUUUAUGAACUACCUCCACACAUCUAUGCUAUCACAGACGAUGCCUACAGGGACAUGAGAGACAAGAAUCGAGACCAGUGUGUCAUCAUCUCAGGCGAGAGUGGAGCAGGAAAAACAGAGGCCAGCAAAAUUGUUAUGCAGUAUGUAGCAGCAGUGUGUGGUAAAGGAGGAGAUGUAGACACGGUCAAAGAACAACUCUUACAAAGCAAUCCAGUCCUAGAAUCUUUUGGAAAUGCAAAGACAAGCAGAAAUGACAACUCAUCAAGAUUUGGAAAGUAUAUGGACAUAGAGUUUGAUUUCAAAGGUGAUCCGGUUGGAGGUGUUAUCACAAAUUAUUUAUUGGAGAAAUCUCGAGUGAUAUCCCAGCCUGAAGGAGAGAGAAACUUUCAUAUAUUCUACCAGCUUUUAUCAGGAGCACCAGAGCUUUUGAUGCAUGAACUGGAAUUGAGUCGUAAUCCUGAAGACUACCAUUACCUCAGCCAAAAUGGAUCACAUGACACCAGUAAAAUCAAUGAUAGAGAUAACUUUGCUAUUACACAGAAAGCCAUGCAGAUCAUUGGGUUUGCUGACGAGGAGAUCUUAGGUGUCUACAAGCUCUUAGCGAGCAUCCUCAAACUGGGUAACAUCAAGUUCAAGAAGUAUGUAACCCACAACGGAACAGAGGGAGUCAAGAUCAUGAACCAAGAAGAAAUGGACAGUGUAUGUGACCUGUUCCAGUGUGAACGUCACAGUGUAAUGGGGGCCCUUACCAAGCGGACGAUGUAUGGGGGCAAAGGUGACAAGGUCACGACCACCCUGAGCGCAUCUCAGGCAUUCUAUGCUAGGGAUGCCUUGUGUAAAGCCAUCUAUGAUCGGCUAUUCUCAUGGAUUGUCAGGACCAUUAAUGAGAGUAUCAGGGUGAGAAAAGGGGCUGCCAAGAAAGUCAUGGGCGUACUGGACAUCUACGGGUUUGAAAUCUUCAAGAAAAACUACUUUGAGCAGUUUAUCAUCAACUACUGCAAUGAGAAGCUUCAGCAGAUCUUCAUAGAGCUGACGUUGAGAGAGGAGCAAGAAGAAUAUAUCCAGGAAGGCAUCGAAUGGACACACGUUGAUUACUUUGAUAAUAUCUCUAUAUGUGAUCUCAUUGAGAAGAGCAAUAUUGGUAUCCUGGCCAUGUUGGAUGAAGAGUGUCUAAGACCUGGUACCGUCUCAGAUGAAACAUUCCUCAACAAGCUCAACACCAUCAAGUCCAUUGUGAGCCAUCCUCACUAUGAGAGCAGAGGAAAGCUCAAGUCAGACAAGACCAUCGAUCAUAACAGCUUCAGGUUACAGCACUAUGCAGGAGCUGUGACGUAUGAUGUUGAAGGAUUCAUCGAUCGUAACAAUGACCUCCUGUUCCAUGAUCUUUCUCAGCUCAUGUUCAAAUGCAAACAUCUGCUCCUAUCAGAACUCUUCCCAGAAGGAGAUCCCAAGUUCAUGUCCAAGAAACGCCCACCAACAGCUGGGAGUCAGUUCAAGUCAUCCGUGAGUGAGCUUAUGAAGAACCUGGUCUGCAAACAUCCCAACUACAUCAGAUGUAUCAAGCCAAAUGACUUCAAGAGAAAAAUGAGCUUCGACUAUGACAUCGUUCAACACCAGGUUAGAUAUCUUGGCUUGCUAGAGAACGUGAGAGUUAGACGAGCAGGAUUUGCAUUCCGACAACCCUAUGAACUGUUCUUGACCCGCUACAAGAUGUUGUGCCCUAAGACCUGGCCUAAGUGGGUUGGAGAGCCUAAGGACGGUACUCAAGAACUAGUCAGACAUCUUCAUAUCAUGGAUGAUGAGAUAGCAUACGGGAGGAACAAGAUCUUCAUCAGGAACCCCAGAACAUUGUUUGACAUGGAGGAGAGAAGACAUCAUCACAUGCAUCACUUAGCAACCUUAGUACAGACCAUGUAUCGUGGAUGGCAUGCCAUGACACACUUCAAGAAGAUGAAGAAGGGUGCUAUACUCAUCGCUUCACAAUUCAGGGGCUACCAGGAGAGAACGUUGUACCAGAAGAAGAAGAAAGCUUCUACCACCAUUGCAGCUCAUUUCCAUGGUCAUCAAGCAAGAGAGGAGUUCAAGAAGAUCAAAUACAGGGCAAGAUGUGUCUGGGCAGCUAGCAUCAUUCUCAAGUUCUAUGUCGGAUGGAAGGUGCGGAAGGAGUUCAGGAAGCACUUCAAAGCCAAUGCAGGUCCAAAGGUCAAGGCCUUUAUCAUGAAAUGUAUCAAUGUGAGGUACCUACAAAGGUUAAAGCAACACCUGCCCUCGAUGUCACCCAUGGAUGCAUCAUGGCCGCCAUGCUCCCCGCUGCACACCACAGCUCACAAACAACUCCAAGAAAUCUUCAUCACGUGGAGAGCCAACCAGUUCAGGAAGAAGUUUGAUGAAGCUACCAGGAUUCGUCUGGGUGAGAAGGUCACAGCUAGUAGCUUGUUCAAGGACAAGAAGGCCCUCUAUCCAAAGAGUGUGGCAAUUCCAUUCAAGGGAGAUUAUGUGCUACUAAGAAACAAUGCCAAAUACAAGAAGACCCAUGCAGAGACCAGUGAUCAGUUCAUUGUUUUUGCUGAUAUCGUCAAAAAGAUCAACAGAAACAAUGGCAAGGUCACUGAUCAGCUUGUUGUCUUGACAACUGCAUCCUUCAUGGUGAUGGAUCAGAAGACAUUAGCUCAGAAGAACAGAGUUCCUCUAGCUGCUAUCUCGGGCAUGUCUGUAACACCAUACAGUGACAAUGUCCUCGUCAUUCAUGUCACAAAGGGUGAAGACAACACUAAGAAAGGUGACUAUGCGUUCCUGUGUGAUAAACUGAUUGAGAUGGUAACUAAGUUCCAUCGUAUCAUCAGAACAGCUACCAACAAAGAUGUCUCUGUCACAGUAGCUGACAGGUUCCCAAUGAACUUCAAUGGAUCAAGAAUCGAAGCCGUCGUCAGUACGCAAGACCCUAAGGUCUCCAACCCAACACCCCUCAUUAAACGUAAAGGCACAAGAAUGGAAAUUCAGGCAUAGUAACAGCCUCCACUCAAACCCGAGUAUAAAGGUCACCAAGUGGUAUAAAGAUGUAGAGUGGCCCUUCUAGACAGGUUACCUUGCAAGUCUAGCUCUUAGGAAGCAACAUGAUUGUCCACUGUAACAGGUGAUCUUUUUAAACAAGAAACCUCUAUGACAAGUAUUAUACUUUAUCACAUGAGGGUGAGAUGAGAGUUGGUCUAGUCAUCAGCCCUCUGUCUUCAUCUAGAAAUCAACUCUGUCCGUGCCCUGGUUCAAAACUGAGUCGCAUCUUUCGGAAGAUGACAUUAAUUCUUUACCAGCUUUUGUCAACUAAUGGAACAAACAGGACUGCCAUAGUCAACUCUUGUCACAAGUACAGUGUAUAUGUACUAGUAUGCUAGUAUGCUACAAACAGUAUGGCUGUCCUGGGUUUUGAUUCAUGGCAAAUAAUCAGUUGAAGGUCAGCCCUCCAGACAUAAAUAACCACAUCUGAUUGAUGCCUGUAAAAAAACAAAUUACACCCAUGCACAAAUCCAUGGAAGAUGGAAUCAUCCAAGAUUGAGAACAAGUGAGUUUACAAUAGAGUGUACUGUUUGCAACAACAAUGUUGUACAUGUAGUCUCAGUAUUUCAUAGAUCAUUGCAUAAUGAUAAGCCAUGUAUGUUGUUUUAACUAGGAGUAAAGCGAAACUCUUCAAUAUUCUCUUGGAAAUGUAUUCCUAAUAUAACUCCUUGAACCUUCAUAAUAUCUGUCUCAUGGGAAAACAUUCCUCCAGUAUGUUAUGAUGAUUUAGAGUACAUCCUGCACCAGUAGUUGACAACGUUGGUCAAUGAUGGUAUGAUUAGAUUUAACAUUGUCUGUAGCAACCAAAUAACAAUUGAAGGAAAUUAGUUGUCAAAGUAUUGCAAACCAAAGAUGAUUUUAUCGGAAUCUUCAAACAUGCCUUAUAAGCAUUCCUCUAGUCUUCUGUGUUAGUUGAUAAAGUGAUCUCAAUAUUGUGUAAGGGCGCACCUGUCACUAAAGUCGCUUUCAUUCCUUUUAAAGAAGAAAAUGCUGUUCAGCUUAAAAGUGAUUUUAUUCUGUAUUAGAAGUGGAGUUUAUUUGAUGUGAUAACAUCAAUUUUCCACUGGCAUCCAUGUUUGAUGCUUAUUCUGAUGAGGCAUUUUAUUCACAAUAUUUUUGCUUCUUUUAAUGAUUGUCAGUGUAGCAUAUAAAGGAUAGAGCACAAAAGAUUUACUGCCGGUGAUAUUCACUGACAAAUCACUUUCAUGGGAUGUACUUUGCCUUUAAUUUUUGAAGAUAAUGGUUUGGUUUUAAAACAUAUACUUUUUGUUUUGGCUUAUAAUUGAUUUCAUUAUAGCCUUACUAACAGGUGGUAGGCCUAUGGGGAGUAAUAAACUCCAGUACUUUGUGACUCAUUCCUUCAGAUUUUCAUAGCCUCUGAAUAUCAAAUUUCAUUCACUGAGAAAAACAAAAUUUAAAACUAAAUGCUUUAUCUUGUGAAUGAAGAAAUUGUGCCUUCAGUAUUUGUUCACAUUUCAUAAUUGCAAUCAUUAAAUAUGCAUAUACCUAGUAAGCCAAAAACCUUUAGAAGUUUUGUGUGAAUUGCAUUCAAGUAGAUGUUGUUAAAUUCUUUGGAAGCCGUUAUGCAGCAAAUUGAAAUAUUUGAACUAUUUCUUACUGUCCAGUCUGUUGAAAUAUUUAUCAUAAAUGACACUAGCAAUGGGAGUGUAUUAUAUAUUUAUAUGGUGUACAAUGCUGCCAAGACUUCAUCAAAUAGUACAUAUACAAUUGUCCUGCCUGUUCUCUGUAAGUUGUUAAAAAACAAUUGUAUUUAUUUGAAAAAUCCCAAGAGAAUCAAGGAAGAUAAUAUACCUAACGAAGAUACCUGUUUGAUAUGUGUGCACAUAGAUUUAUAAUCUAAUUGAUAUUAACAACUCAAAUGUUCAUGAAAAACAAAACUCAGUUUCAUUGCUGCAGCAUUACAUUAAUUGAUACAUUAUAAUCAUUCAUUUUGAGUGAGUUUCUUUGUGUAGAUGAAUAGUGAGUGAACUUGUCAUGUAUCUUUAGGUAAAGAUGUCAAGGUGACUUUUCAUUUCAGUUUCUCUGCUCAUGCUCAAAUUUUUCUUUUACAUGUAAUUAUUAGCAAGCAUUGCUAGUAGGAAUAAAUAUUAAUAUGAAAUAUCACUAAAUUUGAACCUGCUAUGUGAAAUUGUAAUAUACCAUCACCAAGUUGGCAUUUUGGAACUCUUUUAGAUAAAAAAAUUAAGUACUGUUUUGUUUUGUCUCUUGUGUUUUUUUAGAUACUUUGAGUGCCUUCAGUUGCGGGAAAUAACAUGCCUUUUUCUUUAUCCUUUCUUUCUUUUUUAUUCUGAUAGAUGAAAUCAGCAUUUGUAUUAACAUAUUGCCUUUUAGACCUGAUCAUGAACUUGUGAUGAUACAACCUCCAAAGAUUUUGAUAUGUCCAAUUGUGAACGCUCAUUCAUUGUGAAGAUAGCAUUGUAUCAUUGAUAAUAAAAAGUGUCAGAAUUAAAAUUGGGAUUGAAAAUUCAUUUCUUAACUCAGAGGAUAGUUUCUGCUACAUGUACACGUAUGUGAAAGGCAAUGGAAUAGCCUAUAUGUGGUUGAAGUGUGUUCAACCCUGCCAAAACAGGUGCGGAUGCCCCAAAUACUUUAUGAACAUUAUUGCACAUUUUAUAAGCUAAUUGUUGAGAUAGAAGACAUUCCUACAAUCCUAUCUGCAGCUGUCAAAUAAUGAUAAUGAAACUUUUAUGACGCUGUAGGAGAUUUUUUCCGUGAUGGAGAUUAGUCACUGAUAACUAAUGAUGAAAAUAAUGGUCAUUUAAGUAUUUCUAGCAACAAUGUUACUGAUGAGUAAUCUUUCUAGUACUGGUCAUAGCAGCUCUUUUUAUGAAUGUAGUACAGGCCAAGUGAGGUAUGGGUACUCUAUUAAAGGCUUUAUGCAUUUUGUUAUAUUUGGUUGUGCCUAAAGUCAAUGCCAAGGUGGCCUCUGUCUUUGUCCCAAUCCAAGUUUUAUUUUCAAAUAUGUUUUUGAUAUGUUAAAAGGAACACAAAAUAAUGAGGUAGUUUUUUCUGAUACCUAUUAUACUUGUUCAAGUUGUAUUCUCAUAAAUCAUAUACUGCUUGGAUUUAUAGGCACCUACAUGUACAUGUAUGGUUAUUUAAUAGGCAGGUAUUUUAUUAUCAUUACACAUACCAGUUUUACUAAGGUGUUUCUACUUCGUGAAGAUUAGAUGGAAUCAUUUGAAAAAAAUGAAUGCAUCUUUUGUUUCAUGGUGCUGUAUUAUAUUUUCCAUUCUUAUUGUCUUGGGUUUAAUGCUUUUUCUUUCUUUCAUCAUUCAAUAGUGCUUUUGGUGAUGGUCAGUUUCUUUUAGGUUAUUUUGAAUCAUGGUGACAGUCUAUAUAUAGCGCAAGUAUUAUUAUCACUCAAACAUCAUUAAGUAUUACAUAGCUAGCCAUUCUUUUUUGUAUUAUUUACCUUUAAAAGAAAAUGGGAAUUGUUGAACCAAAAUGUUCUUAAUGGGGUCUAUGUACAAUAGUAUGACCCUUCUGAAUCAUACUUUUGUUGAUAUUAGAAUCUUGAAUUUAGAGUAAUAUUAAUUUCUUGAACUAACUUCUCUGCUACAUUCAGUGUUUGGCUUUCUUGUGGUUGCUUUAUUUCUUCAUCUCAGUUUGUACCAAAAUGCUGUCAGCAGAAUUAUGUGAAUCAGCUUUAGGAAUAAUAUGAUAAUGUUCCUCUUCAUAAAUGUAUGAUUCUAUCUAAGUAUAAGUUUUAUCCCAAGUAUUCAUCGUUGCCAAGUGCAACACACAGUUUCCCUAGCCCACCCUAAGGUUAAAACACUGAUGUUCUAAAUAUAUAUAUUGCACCACCUUUUAUCUAUAACAUGAUCGUAGAGAUUUGAGAAAUUAACUCAAAGGUAAUUCAGAAACAUAUUGUAGAGUAUAUCCCAUAGAAAUCAUGUUUAGAUUCCUUACUACGUCAUUGUAUUGUUUUCACAUGCUAAAUGGUGAUAGAUCAAGGUUAUUGAAAUUGUGUUAGUUUUUGUUUGUUUAAGGUUCUGAUCAUGCAUGUUGCAUGACUACUUUGGAGCAUAUUUCAACAGAUUAACCUAUUUAUAUGUAAAUUUAACAGAGUAAAAUGAUGAAAUUAAUUCUGCAAGGUUUUGCAGUCCAGAUCAUGUGAUCAGAUACAUGUUAGUGCUGUAUCUGUUUCUGUAUGUAUUUUGUUUAUAUUAAGCAAGAUUAAAUUGUUUUGUUUAUCAAAUCCAAUGGUGAUUAGAACUAUAUUUGCAUCACCAAAUUAAGCAUUAUUUUACAGACCGGUAAUUGUUAUUGGUCACUGCACGUCAUAGUGGAUUAUAGUCUAGUAUAAUUUCUUUGCUGUGUCUCAUUUUUGUUUUGCUAAGAUAUCAUGUAAAUCUUGUUUUGUCUUCCGAUCAGAAGUGUCUUUAAAUUGUUUGUUAAGGAACUAUAUGUGUCCAUACAUCUAGAACAUGUAAGCUUAGAAUGGUUAACAUAUUUAAUUGUCAUUGGUGUAAGUUACCUAAAUGCAACUUUAUUUAGUGUUGCAGUUGCAGACUUGUUGAAAUGCAUUGAUUGGACCAUUAACAUGUAUCUUAGGAAGUGAUGAAAUGACACCACUAUUUUCCAUUUUAUGGGUAAAAAGGACCCCUUCUUUUUAAAGUAUUCCCUAUUUCACAUUCCACUUUAAAGGACAUUAAAUAGAUUGUGUAUUUUCAGACGGGUUAUCUAGCUUUUGUAUACCUAGACCAAAUAUUGUAAUCAUUUAUUAACAUGUCUUCUUCGAGUACAAGCUGUACAUAUAGAAAAGAAUUAUGAAAUUUGAAUUAUCUUUUGUAGACAUUAUUUCUAUAUUCACUUCUGUUGAAACAAAUGUCACAGCUCUCUUUAUAUGAUGUCUCCUGAUAUCUUCCUUUCUGAUAAUACCCAGAAAUUCCAUGCAGUGAGCCAAACGCAUUCAUGAAUAUUCCUUUACAUAGAAACUUUUGAUUUAAAUCCAUGGAUCCGUAUUUUACAAAUUCACUUAAACCAGGCCUUUCGUUUACAAUCACAUUUAAACUUAAGGACAACUUAGACCUCAGACUAAUUUCCUUUGUUCACCCCGAUUUUGAAUGAAAUUCUAAAUCCAGCGGCAGGUUUAAAUUUUAGUAGAAUAUAUGCCUUUGUGUUUAGUAUAGAAAUACUUGGAGCAAAAACUCUUGAUUUAUUCUCAGCAACAAAAUUUAAAAAAAGAAUCUUUCCCUGGAGAAUUACCAAACUGAAACUGCAUUAGAAUACGAGGUGCUAUCUGAUUAUACACAUACCAGCAUUUUAGCAAAUCAUUUUCCUUUGAUACCCUAUGGAAAGCCAAAAUAAGAAUUCAUAUAUUCCCAUCCAUUAAUUGAAAAUGAAAUUUCACUCUCAUUUCUUUUUCCCUUUCCCACCAGCUAUCAUAUAUCCAAAAUAGUUAGAUUUGAAUGUUCAACUGUUAUCAUGUACCAUAUAUUUUCUGCUUUGUCAGUACUAUUCUUGGUGCAGAGAUUGUAAUUUCAAGUGUUGGAAUUUGUAUGCGGGAUAUAAAAAUACAUACGUGUGCUUUUUGACAACGGGAAUUUAUUUAUGAUAAUCAUUUGUUUAUGAUUGUAUUAGAAGUAUUGGAAAAUCAUGUAAUGAUUAUACUAAUUGAUUUACAAAUCUCAGACUAUUCUAAAGCAUUUCAAACUGUCAGGUUAUCUUUGAUUUUAAUUGUUCAUAUAAAGUAGUAAUGUCAUAAUUGUAUUGUCUACUUGAACCAUGUAAUAAAUAAUUGCAAUAUAUAAAUCCAGAGAAGAGAAUGAUAUGUAUGAUUAAACAGUACACAAAGCAUCCAAGAAUCACUCCUAGAUUUCUUGUGUAUAGAUGAUUUUUAGGAGAGAGUUAUAAUUAUUUGUAAUAACUUGUAUAAUAUUGUGAUUUAUAAUAAUUUUCAUGUGUUUUGUCCAAUAUGCAUAUAUUUGUGAAGAAAAAAUAUCAGUAUAUAACUGGAAAAAUGACUUUUCAGAAAAUAAAUGUUUCAGAUGUUAAA